Vombatus ursinus (common wombat) is the source of this 1435-nucleotide messenger RNA. Its product is annotated as tetratricopeptide repeat protein 13-like. The record is from RefSeq and is a predicted model, not a curated record. Gene Ontology annotation, molecular function: protein binding. The annotation marks the transcript as partial. The transcript is spliced from 8 exons. NCBI's taxonomy places the organism in Eukaryota, Metazoa, Chordata, Mammalia, Diprotodontia, Vombatidae.
GAAGCUAUUGAGUCUUUCAAAGAAGCCUUGAAACAGAAAGCUGGUUUUAUUGAUGCGUAUAAAAGUCUUGGUCAAGCCUACAGAGAACUGGGCAACUUUGAAGCAGCCACUGAGAGCUUUCAAAGGGCCCUGCUGCUCAAUCAGAAUCAUGUACAGACCUUACAGCUCCGAGGGAUGAUGCUUUAUCACCAUGGCAGCUUACAGGAAGCCCUAAAGAAUUUCAAGCGGUGCCUACAACUCGAGCCAUACAACGAAGUGUGCCAGUAUAUGAAAGGACUCAGUCAUGUGGCAAUGGGGCACUUCUAUGAAGGAAUAAAAGCACAAACUGAAGUCAUGCUAAAUGACCCUCUCCCAGGCCAAAAGGCUAGUCCAGAGUAUCUGAAAGUGAAAUACCUCCGAGAGUACUCUCGAUACCUUCACGCACACCUCGAUACUCCACUUACAGAGUAUAAUAUUGAUGUGGAUUUGCCUGGAAGCUUCAAAGAUCACUGGGCUAAAAAUUUGCCCUUUCUCAUAGAGGAUUAUGAAGAGCAACCAGGUGUACAGCCCCCUAUCAAGGAAGUGAUCAAACUGAAAGAUGUGUUGCCUCAGAAUACUGAGAGCUACACGCCUAAUGUACAGGAGCUGAUUUGUGUAGCAGAUCAUUUGGGGUCUCUAAUGCAAUAUGAAACACCUGGUUUCCUGCCAAAUAAGAGAAUACAUAGAGCAAUGGGUUUGGCUGCUUUAGAAGUCAUGCAAGCUGUGCAAAGGACAUGGGCCAACUCUAAAGUGCGAAUGAAUGGAAAAACUCGACUGAUGCAGUGGAGAGAUAUGUUUGAUAUUGCAGUAAAAUGGUGAAGGAUUGCUGAUCCAGACCAGCCUGUAUUAUGGUUAGAUCAAAUGCCAGCUCGAAGUCUUAGUAGGGGCUUUAAUAACCACAUCAAUCUAAUCAGGGGUCAAGUGAUUAACAUGAGAUACCUGGAAUAUUUUGAGAAAAUACUUCAUUUUAUCAAAGACAGGAUUCUUGUGUAUCAUGGGUAAUCCUUUUCUUUUCUCUUCUAUAUUACUGAUUUGUUUCCAUUAUAGCUUAUAUUUGUAGUCAAAUUUCCCUUGAGAAAAAAUGACAUAUACUGUUAGGCCAAGUAGGGUUAUUAGUCAUAUUUGUAAAGUCUUUUUCAUUAUCCCUCCCUCACAAUAGCUUUGCAGGAUUUAGUAAAAAUUUCCCUGCUACUUCAUGUAACUCUGCGAAAUGUUAAUCUUUAGGCUCUAUUCUUUAAUUAACUUCUAGAAAGCAGUGUGAUCUCUCUAACCUUGUUCUCCUAUAAGAGCAGCAUUUUCUUUGAAUCUGUACUGUACCCUGGAGAUUUAAGCCAUAGUCUUCUAUGCCUUUAAAUUCCUUUCCUUCCUCUCUUCCUUUCUUCCUUCCUUCCUCCCUUCUUUUUCUUCCUUCCUCCCU